AUGUUGAGUCUCCUCUCUUCUCCUCUCUCCUUCUCUCUCCUCCUCACUCCCUCUCUCUUCCUCUUCUCCCCCUUCCCUCUCUCCAGGCUGGACUUUAUAUCAAAGACACAUCUCUCAUUAGGAGGUUUGCAGCCUGUGAAUAUCAAUCGCAUUCCUCUAUUGUCUGCAGCAGGAGUGGAGUUUAGGGGUGAGUUUGGGGGUGAGUUUGGGGGUGAGUUUGGGGGUGAGUUUGGGGGUGAGUUUAGGGGUGAGUUUGGGGGUCAGUUUGGGGGCGAGUUUAGGGGCCCUGUCCACACGAAGUCAAGCUCAGGCCUAAACGCAAAGUUUAGGGGUGAGUUUGGGGGUCAGUUUGGGGGCGAGUUUGGGGGUGAGUUUGGGGGCGAGUUUGGGGGUGAGUUUGAGGGCGAGUUUGGGGGUGAGUUUGGGGGCGAGUUUGGGGGUGAGUUUGGGGGUGAGUUUGAGGGGGGUGAGUUUGGGGGUGAGUCAGAUGUUAUUGGCUCUUUGUUGCUAUGA
Molecule: messenger RNA, 513 nt
Organism: Knipowitschia caucasica
Lineage: Eukaryota; Metazoa; Chordata; Actinopteri; Gobiiformes; Gobiidae
Source: the annotation of a GenBank genome assembly